Trichomycterus rosablanca is the source of this 1247-nucleotide messenger RNA. RefSeq names its product SFT2 domain containing 2b (gene sft2d2b). Gene Ontology annotation, biological process: vesicle-mediated transport. The record is from RefSeq and is a predicted model, not a curated record. Lineage: Eukaryota; Metazoa; Chordata; Actinopteri; Siluriformes; Trichomycteridae. The transcript has 8 exons. Bases 100 to 585 code for a protein of 161 amino acids. Gene Ontology annotation, cellular component: membrane.
CUAACGCAAAAAGGAAAGAGUAAACAACAUUAGUUUAAACUGAGUGAGAUUUAGAGUUAUUCAACUGUAUAAAGGUCUUUAUAUAAUUACUCAGUCCUCAUGGAUAAAUUAAAGAAAGUUUUAAGCGGUCAAGAUGGCAACGACGAUCUCAAUGUAUUACAGGGGGCCAGUGAUGCCAGUUCACUAACCUGGGGUACACGACUCAAGGCUUUCGUAGCCUGCUUUACUUUGGGGGUCCUUUGUUCCAUCCUGGGAACAUGUUUGCUAUGGGUUCCUAGAAUAGGACUGAUCCUGUUUGCGGUCUUCUACACCUUUGGCAAUAUUGCAUCACUUUUAAGUACCAUCUUCUUGAUGGGUCCAUUAAAGCAAAUUAAGAAGAUGUGUGACAAGACCAGAGCACUGGCAACAGCCGUCAUGAUAACAUGUCUUGUGUUGACACUCUGCGCUGCAUUUUGGUGGAAAAAUAAAGGCCUUGCUAUUCUGUUCUGCAUCCUCCAGUUUCUGUCUUUAACUUGGUACAGCUUAUCUUAUAUUCCAUUUGCAAGGGACGCUGUGAUUAAGGUGUUCACCGUGUGUUUGAAGUGAUGUGUAGUGCUGAACAGAACGAACCUCUCCCUCCACCGCUUUUUCUCUCUGUCUCUGUGCCUGCUCUGGCUUCAGCUCUACUGCCCCCUGAGUGCCUAUUGGUAAUGCUCACUCGAGUGUCCACUCUACCUUUUGGCAGAAACUUACACACCACAGGUGUGCUUUACUCUCCUAAUUCUGGUAGCCUUCCAGGAUUUUUUAGAUAUGUGUAUGAAUGCACACAUGAAUCAUACUUGCACAUGGGUAAUACUACAACAGUACAGUGAUACUGUAUAUGAAGGACUUAGUGUAGCUGCAAAAUCUGGGUAUGAAUGCUUCUCAUAAACCUUUGACACAGUUCCACUUGUCAUCAAACCAAAAUUUCAUCAACCUUCAAUAAACUACCUAUAAGGAUCUACUGUGAUUAGAUCAAGUGAUUUUGAAAUAGAUUAGAUUUUUUAUUACUUAGCUCAGAUAUAAUCAGUCAGUUAAGAUGUGUUUGCUGCAUGAUGUUGGCUUAUUUAGUUUUGCUCUGGAGCUAUGAGGCAAAAUAUUAAUGGAAAUUUAAUUACCAAAAUUUUAUAUUCUCUUACUUCAAAUGGCCUCAAGUGCAAACUCCAUUUCCAGAAAAUUUGGGAUGGUUUGUAAAGUGCAAUAAAAUAAAAGAAUCUGUGAUUUGUUUA